AUAUUUAUGCACUGAAGGGAGAUGAAAUAGUUAACAGAGGAGGAUUCAUAACCUCUCUGCAGAUGUGAUCCUCCUCUUCCUCUCUCUCUCAUACACACAAACAGAACCAGGAAGUAACUCCUCAUUUCAGAGAAAGCAAAACUGAUCUCUCUGAGAGUGUGUGAGUUCAGGAAAAUGGCAGAAGCCAGUAUUUCAGCAGAUCAAUUUUCAUUGGAUCAGUUCAGCUGUCCAGUCUGUCUGGAUCUCCUGAAGGAUCCAGUGACUAUCCCCUGUGGUCACAGUUUCUGUAAGGUGUGUAUUAAUGGCUGCUGGGAUCAGGAGGAUCAGAAGGGCGUCUACAGCUGUCCUCAGUGCAGAGACACCUUCACUCCAAGGCCUGUUCUACGCAGAAACAACAUGCUGACUGAAGUGGUGGAGAAACUGAAGAAGACUGAACUUCAAGCUGCUUCUCCUGCUCACUGUUACGCUGGACCUGGAGAUGUGGAGUGUGAUUUCUGCACAGGGAGAAAAUACAAAGCAGUCAAGUCCUGUCUGAUGUGUUUGACUUCAUUUUGUGAAAGUCAUCUGAAACCUCAUCUAGAACGUCCUGCUUUGAAAAAACACACAUUAAUUGAAGCCUCAGCAAAACUACAAGAGAAGAUCUGCUCUCAACACAAUGAAGUGCUAAAGAUCUACUGUCGUACUGAUCAAACCUGCAUCUGUUAUUUGUGUACGAUGGAUAAUCACAAAGGUCACGACACCGUCACAGCCGCAGCAGAAAGAGCUGAGAAACAGAGUGAGUUAAAGCAGGAGCAGAUGAAAUCCCAGCAGAGAAUCCAGGAGAAGCAGAAGAAGGUGCAGGAGCUGAAACAGGCUGUGAACACUAUAAAGCUCAGUGCACAGACAGCAGUGGAGGACAGUGAGAGGAUCUUUACUGAGCUGAUCAGCUCCAUGGAGAAAAAGCGCUCGGAGGUGACGGAGCUGAUCAGAGCUCAGGAGAAGGCAGAACUGAGUCGAGCUGAACGACUCCUGGAGCAACUGGAGCAGGAGAUUGCUGAUCUUCAGAGGAGAGUCAAUGAGCUGGAGCAGCUUUCACACACACACGAUCACAUCCAUUUCCUCCAGGCUUUAGCUUCUGGACGUCAGUCUCCCACACUUAAAAGAUCAGAUUUUCACACAUCCAGCAUCACUGUCCAUCAACAUCUCUCAUUUGAUGGAGUGAGGAAUUCUCUCUCAGAUCUGAAGAAGAGACUCGAGGAAUUCUAUGAGGAGGAAUUCAACAAAAUCCCUCCACAUGCUGCAGCAGUUCAGAUCAUUUUACUACCAGAGAGCAGAGAAGAUUUUCUGAAAUGUACGUCUAAAACACACACUCACACCUAUACCUGUAUUUAUACCUUGUGGGGACCCCCCUUUCCAAAGGUCCAACAGACUUGAAAAAAAUCAGGUGCGGCCAAAAAGAAAAUAUCAGUAAAUCAUAAUCUCAUUGCAAAUUCCCAAUCCGACAUAAAGUUCUGGCCUAACACAGUGGUCACUUGUAGGACCUAUUUCCAGUAUUUAUUAUAUGUGAGGUCCACCCUCACACACACCAGCUGUUUUCGGUACUUGUGGGGACCAAAAGCACUUUAUGUAAUAAACAAUAUUGUUUCCAUUGAUGCUAACAAAAUUAUUAAUCCAGAAUGAUGUUUACCUUCUAAACAACUUUUACUGGCUUACUGAAUAGCAAAUGUUACAGCAGGUAUGCAUAUAAAAGCAGAAACAGACAUCAUUUUAACCUGCAAACACAAUUCUUACCUUAGAAACAGGCAUGUUAAACAGAUUUUUUGUAUUUUAUUUAAAUUAUAAGCAACUGUAGGCAUACAACAGCUUUUAUUAUUAUUUUGGAUGUUUCUGCAUUACAUUUUCUAUUCAUUGUAGUUUGUUGGUAGAUGAUAGCAAAUGGAAUUAAUAACUCUGACACUUUUAAUGUUCUCAAAAACAUCAAAAAAAUGAUAAAUUGUGCUAUAUUAGAAAUACCAAAAUU
Molecule: messenger RNA, 1999 nt
Organism: Pangasianodon hypophthalmus (striped catfish)
Lineage: Eukaryota; Metazoa; Chordata; Actinopteri; Siluriformes; Pangasiidae
Product: E3 ubiquitin/ISG15 ligase TRIM25-like
Exons: 5
Coding region: 175-1413 (412 amino acids)
Molecular function (GO): zinc ion binding
Source: RefSeq, a predicted model, not a curated record